UGCAAUAUUCAAUUAAUUGCAGAAAAAAAAAAAGAACAAUUGGUUGAAGCAUGGAAUAGACUGUAGAGCAAGAAAAUGAUGGUUUAAGGUUUUAAAAGAAAAGAAAAAGAACAGCAUGAAACCAUAGCUCCCCUAUUUCUUCAACCUCUCUAUUAAUUCAUCUCUUUCUUUUUCUUCAAUUAUUCCUUCCUUUUUGUUGUCUUUAUUUAAUCCUUUUUGGGGUUGUCAUUAUCAGUCCAAAAUCCAAAGCCCCACCCUGAAAUUAUCAAAUUCCCACUCCCAAUUUGCUUAUAGUUUUUUUUUUAAAGGAAAUAAAAGAGAUAUAGAAAAAAAAAAAGGAAGCAAAAGUUUCCAUGGAUUCUCAGGUUUUGGUGGCGCUUGCUCUCUCUCUCGUCGGUGGAUUGAGUACUUCUCUAGGUGCUCUUUUUGUAAUUCUUAAUCAAGCUCCCAAUUUGAAAAUGCUUGGGCUUUUACAGGGUUUUGCUGCAGGUCUAAUGUUGAGCAUUUCAUUCCUUGAUUUAGCUCAUAACGCUAUGAACUCAAUUGGGUUCUUGAAAGGCAACCUCUGGUUUUUUUCUGGUGUUAUCUUCUUUGCUGUGGUUGCCAAUUUUAUACCUGAGCCUACCCUAUCUCACAGUUCUGAGGUGAAAGGCAAAAAGAACAAGGGUGAUGAAGGGGGCAAGGAUAUGAUGAAAAAGCAUCGACGCCAGGUUUUUUUCAGUGGAAUUAUUACAGCAAUAGGCAUAAGCUUGCAUAAUUUUCCUGAGGGGAUGGCAGUUUUCCUUGGAUCCAUGAAGGGCCUUCGUGUCGGUCUUAAUUUGGCUUUGGCCAUUGCUUUGCACAACAUCCCCGAGGGUGUUGCUGUUGCACUGCCUGUUUAUUUUGCUACACAGAGCAAGUGGCAGGCAUUCAAGUUGGCAACUCUUUCUGGUUUUGCGGAGCCGCUCGGCGUUGUAAUUGUUGCUUAUCUGUUCCCGAGCAGCUUAAGUCCCGAAAUUCUUGAGGGCUUGUUAGGAUCAGUUGGUGGGGUGAUGGCCUUCCUGACAUUACAUGAAAUGCUGCCAUUGGCAUUUGACUAUGCCGGGCAGAAGCAAGCUGUCAAGGCUGUGUUCUUCGGGAUGGCUUUCAUGUCUGCAAGCCUAUACUUUCUCGAACUAAGCUUACCGAAGGACAUGAGCUUGUAACCUCUUUCCAUAUGAACAAAAAAAUGUUGUAAAUUCCUGAACCAAGAUGUUUUAUUUUAGUUGAUUUCUCUGAUAAUUUUAGCCAAACUAUGAGAUAUCUUAAAAGCAAAAAGGAUGAACGGCCCCAGUUUGCAAUGUACAUAACUUGUUUCCUUGUAACAACAUGAACAUUGAAAAGGGGAAAAAAAGAGGGGGUUUCAAAUAAAUUUAUGGAUAAUUUCCUUACAAA
Molecule: messenger RNA, 1413 nt
Organism: Gossypium raimondii (Peruvian cotton)
Lineage: Eukaryota; Viridiplantae; Streptophyta; Magnoliopsida; Malvales; Malvaceae
Product: zinc transporter ZTP29
Exons: 12
Coding region: 354-1184 (276 amino acids)
Biological process (GO): zinc ion transmembrane transport
Cellular component (GO): membrane
Molecular function (GO): zinc ion transmembrane transporter activity
Source: RefSeq, a predicted model, not a curated record